This is a messenger RNA of Glossina fuscipes, 1833 nucleotides long. It is a transcript of the gene Vps26, whose product is annotated as vacuolar protein sorting-associated protein 26. Gene Ontology annotation, biological process: retrograde transport, endosome to Golgi; intracellular protein transport. Lineage: Eukaryota; Metazoa; Arthropoda; Insecta; Diptera; Glossinidae. The transcript is spliced from 2 exons. The coding region runs from base 127 to 1542 and encodes 471 amino acids. The record is from RefSeq and is a predicted model, not a curated record. Gene Ontology annotation, cellular component: retromer complex; endosome.
AUUGCAAUUACUAUUAUCUAGAGUUGAAUUUUAUUUAUAUAAUACUGGUUGUGUGUGUAUACAUAAAAACAUUCCAAGCAUUGCAGAAACAAGAGUUAGUGGCUGUAAGAAGUGAAUGUAAUAAUUAUGAAUUUUUUGGGCUUUGGACAAUCGGCCGAAAUCGAUAUUGUUUUUGAUGGUGCCGAAAACAGGAAAACCGCAGAGGUGAAGGGAGAGGAUGGUAAAAUAGAACAAAUGUUACUUUAUUAUGAUGGCGAAACAGUGUCUGGAAAGGUUAAUGUCACCCUUAAGAAACCGGGAAGUAAAUUGGAACAUCACGGCAUCAAAAUUGAAUUUAUUGGUCAGAUAGAAUUAUUCUAUGAUCGUGGCAAUCAUCAUGAAUUUAAAUGUUUAGCCAAAGCGUUGGCUCGUCCUGGUGAUUUGAUACAAAACAAUAGCUACCCCUUUGAAUUUCCUAAUGUAGAGAAACAAUUUGAAGUGUAUGCUGGCUCCAAUGUGCGUUUACGUUAUUUUUUGCGAGCGACUAUAGUACGUCGCAUUAGUGACAUUACCAAGGAAGUAGACAUUGCUGUACAUACUCUAUGCAGUUAUCCAGACGUUAAUAAUCCUAUCAAAAUGGAAGUGGGCAUUGAGGAUUGCCUGCAUAUUGAGUUUGAGUAUAACAAGAGCAAAUAUCAUUUACAGGAUACGAUUAUUGGCAAAAUAUAUUUUCUUUUGGUUCGCAUUAAAAUCAAGCACAUGGAAAUUGCAAUCAUAAAACGUGAAUCCACUGGAACCGGUCCGAAUAUGUUUACAGAGAAUGAAAAUAUUACCAAAUUUGAGAUUAUGGAUGGUGCCCCGGUUAAAGGCGAAAGCAUACCCAUUCGUGUUUUCUUAGCUGGUUAUAAUUUGACGCCCACUAUGCGUGAAAUUAAUAAAAAGUUCUCGGUUAAGUACUUCCUUAACUUGGUGCUAAUGGACACCGAGGAUAGACGUUACUUCAAACAGCAGGAAAUUACUCUAUGGCGCAAAGCCGAUAUACCGCGCUAUCAUGCUCACAGUCAACAGCAGGCGGCCAUUGCUGGUCACAAUACUCAUCCCCAGCAUGCCCCGGCUCAUUUGGUAAGCGGUCCACCGGCUCCCAUUUCUGCCACUCCCGCUGUACCCGUCAAUGACAGUAAUGCUGCUGGUACAGUACCAUCUGAGUCUAAAAUGGGUUUAUUUACACGUGAAAGUCCUAAUCAAGAAUUCAGUCAGCAAUCACAAGAUUCUUUACCCACAUCACCAAUGACGCCGCCAUCAAUGUCAAUAGAAAGGGGUAUAGGUGAUGGUGCUGCAGCAACUAGCACUUCGCCUGUGUUGCUUUCCACUACGCCACCACCACUGCCAGUUGCCGCUACUAUCAUCAAUGCUACUACUACCCAUGAAACAGAUCCUGCGGCUGAACAAAAGACAGCAGAAGUAGAAGAUUUGCUCGAAUCAAACGAACAAGCGGAAAACGAUAUAGAAGACAAACCGCUAGUAGUGGCGCCAGUUACUACCGAUUUUUUAGAUGACGCCUGAUAUCUCGGCUUAGAUUGAGUCGAGCACUAAGUGAACAAUGUGGUGGUGGUAGUGGCCUCUAUAACUGGAGUCGUUACAGCGGUCUACUUAUUAUAAUCGUCAGCAAGUGCUUAAUAUAACAAAACGUACUCUCGAACCACUCUGACACGAAACAAAAUUCCUCCCUCCCCCCCCUAUACCUAUACAUUAAUUAUAAUUUGAUUUUGUGUUUUAUUUUAAAAGGUGAGAAAUUCUUUGGUAAUCAAUUUAAAAGGUAAUAACUGACAUACCUUUUAAGCUUUCAAAAAAAAA